Molecule: messenger RNA, 905 nt
Organism: Polychytrium aggregatum
Lineage: Eukaryota; Fungi; Chytridiomycota; Chytridiomycetes; Polychytriales
Exons: 1
Coding region: 110-817 (235 amino acids)
Source: RefSeq, a predicted model, not a curated record
CCAGUCAGAUGAUGCCGACGACGACGAUGCUGACGACGAUGCCGACGACGAUGCCGACGAUGACCAAAGCGACGACUGAGGCCCUCUCUCUGUUCACGCCGAUGCCUCUAUGACUCCCUUCUCGCUAUCGCCGCAAAUGCCUGCUUGCGCUUGUCGCAGCCGUGCCACCACUCAAUCUCUAUAUUGCCCAUUGCAUUCGCUCUCUGCCGCGCUCUCCCAGCCGUGGCUGCACAUGUUCGAUAGACCACCUCACCUAAUCACCCCGGCCCGCCCUCCAAGGCUGUCCCCACGCUGCCACAUCAUUCUUGCACGUCGUUCUAGUCGUUCUAGUCGUUCUAGUCGUUCUAGUCGUUCUAGUCGUUCUAGUCGUUCUAGUCGUUUACCGGUCCUUCGCCGCUGCGAUGAGCACAUUUACAACGCAUCCGAAACGAAAUGGGACAUCUCCUGUUCGAGCCAGGGCCCGCUGUUAACUGGGUCCUGGAUGCACUUCCCCCCGUUUCGUUGUGAAAAUGCUGCGCCAUGUACUAUUCCCUCCAAUGUCGGCCCCGGCCCUUUCUCCCCCGCUCCUGGGUACUUCCGCCAGGAUCUCUGCGUGCACAUAGACCGUCUUGCAUCUCUCUGCAUUGCAGCCCCUACUCUCGUAUAUACUUCUUCUGUCCUGUCCAGCUCUGUCCUGUUCAGCGCAUUUUGUUGCUCUUUUUCCCCCUUUCUCUUCGCAUUGUACUUGCUUUUGCAUCGCCAUAUCCAGUUCUCUCUUGCAAAAACCGAACAGGGGCCUCCGUUUUUGGGCCCAAUCGCCACUUUGUUCUGUCUUUGAAUACACAUGUUCGUCGCGAUCCCAACCACAAUCAAAGUCACCACGGCCGGAUCAACGGAGAGUCGGGGGCAGCCAGUGUCCUUUCUUU